UCUCUUUUCAGUCCGUCAAACGCGUUCGUGGCAAGUUGUUGUGUAUAAAAUAAAGUUGUAUUGUUAUCAAUUUUCCGGCGAUCGCGUUAUCAAGACCACCCACUAUAGAAAUAAAUUAUAAACACUUAUUAGCAUGGAACCCACUCGGUACUUCGGAGGCGUAGAAGGUGGCGGCACCCACUCCAACCUGGUGAUCUGCGACGGUCUGGGGCGGGUUGUGGGACGCUCGCGAGGGCCUGGCACCAACCACUGGUCCAUGGGCAUCGACGAGUGCGCCCAGCGAGUCAUCACCAUGCUGCACGCCGCCAAGAGAGACGCCGGCAUACCGCUGGACACGCCCUUGGACUCCUUGGGCCUGACGUUGUCAGGGUGCGAGCAGGAAAGCAGCAACGCAAUGCUGGCAGCGCGCGUGAGGGAGAAGGACGCAGCAUGCGCUCAGGCCGUCUACGUAGCUUCCGACACCGCCGGCUCGCUGUUCACGGGAGCUCCCAAUGGUGGCAUGGUUCUUAUUGCUGGUACGGGGUCGAACAGUUUGCUGCGUACUCCAGACGGUCACCAGUACGGUUGUGGAGGGUGGGGGUACCUCUUCGGAGACGAGGGAGGAGCGUACUGGAUAGCGUUCCGCGCAGUGAAGACGGUGUUCGACGACAUGGAUGGUCUUCGUCCCGCGCCGCACGACACCGAGCUGGUGUGGGCCGCCGUGCGCGAGCACUUCCGCGCAGAGACCCGCGCCGACCUUUUGCCCUACGCCUCCACUUUGUUCGACAAAUCGCACUUCGCAGGCCUAACAGCAAAGCUGUCAAAACUGGCGGAAAGCGGCGACGCGAUGUCGCAGCACCUGUUCGCGGACGCGGGCGCGGCGCUGGCGGCGCACGUGGCGGCGCUGGCGGAGCGGGCGCAGCGCGCGCACGGCGCCGUGCUGUUCCGCGGCGGCGUGCGCGUCGUGUGCGUCGGCUCCGUGUGGAACAGCUGGCACGCGCUCCGCCCGGGCGCGCUCAACCAGCUGGCGGCGAGACGAGUAAAGUUCGACCUUGAGCUUGUCCGACUUCGAGUAUCGAGCGCGAUGGGAGCCGCCUGGCUGGCUGCCAAGCAGGUGGACUACGAUUUACCGAGGGAUGAUACCGCCUUCUGUGAAGUCUUCUACACAUACCGAUCGGAUAUUAACGGCAAAAUUAACGGUACACAUAACGGAAUCGAGAACGGUAUAACCGAAAACGUCAUAGGUUACGUUAGUGCUAAGGAAAGGUUAAAUGCUGCCAAGUUGAUAAGUGAUAAACUCGCAGGAAGGCGGGAUCAAUUUAAUUUCAUAGCUGAUGUAGUAGCAGUGUCCGCACCGUCAGUGGUGUACAUAGAGAUAAAAGACAGUCGCAGAACAGACCCGUAUACUGGUGAAUCCCUCACACUGUCCAACGGCUCUGGAUUCAUAGUGAAAGACGACGGGCUGAUACUGACCAAUGCUCACGUGGUGGUCAACAAGCCCAAUGCUGUUGUUAAAGUCAAGCUUAUGGAUGGCUCCAACCACACAGGCUUUGUGGAGGACGUUGACCUGAAGUCAGACCUGGCCACACUCCGGAUACCCAUGAAGAACCUGCCCACCAUGAGACUGGGCUCCUCUGCCGACCUCAAGCCUGGCGAGUGGGUGGUGGCAAUGGGCAGUCCCUUGGCUCUCAGCAAUACUGUGACAGCGGGAGUGGUCAGCUCCACACAGAGAGCCAGCGAGGAGUUGGGGCUACGAGGCAAAGACAUGGUGUACAUACAGACGGACGCGCCGAUCACGUUCGGCAAUAGCGGCGGGCCGCUCGUCAACCUGGACGGCGAGGCCAUCGGCAUCAACAGCAUGAAGGUCACCUCCGGCAUCUCCUUCGCCAUACCCAUCGACUACGUCAAGGAGUUCCUGGCUAAGAGCAAGACGAAGGCGCCGCCGGUGUCGAAGCGCUACCUCGGCAUCACCAUGCUGUCGCUCACAGACAACAUCCUCAUGGAGCUGCGUAUGAGGAACCCAGAGAUGCCGAAGGACAUAGAGCACGGAAUCCUCGUGUGGAAAGUCAUCAUCGGCUCGCCGGCAUACAAUGGCGGGCUCCAACCGGGUGACAUAGUCACGCACAUCAACGGCACGCCGGUACGCACCGCCGCCGACAUCUACGCGGCGCUCGAGAGCACGCCGGGCCCGCUCACUGUUGACGCGGUGCGCGGCCGAGCACGCGUGCGCCUCACCGUCACGCCCGAGAUGCACUGACGCGCGCGCGCACGCACCACCGCCGACAUCUACGCACGCCCGCAGACUAAGCUGCCGACAUCUCCGACAUCUACGCAGCGCUCGGAAGCACCACCGCCGACAUCUACGAGAGCGCGCCGGGCGUGUUCGCCUUACGCUUGUACAGAAUACAGAUGUAUUAUAAGAUUGAAUAAAGUAUUGAAAUGUUGUACAA
Bicyclus anynana (squinting bush brown) is the source of this 2429-nucleotide messenger RNA. RefSeq lists its product as uncharacterized. Gene Ontology annotation, molecular function: protein binding; serine-type endopeptidase activity. The coding region runs from base 134 to 2236 and encodes 700 amino acids. Gene Ontology annotation, biological process: programmed cell death; proteolysis; positive regulation of apoptotic process. The record is from RefSeq and is a predicted model, not a curated record. NCBI's taxonomy places the organism in Eukaryota, Metazoa, Arthropoda, Insecta, Lepidoptera, Nymphalidae. The transcript has 15 exons.